AUUCUAAGAAUCACUCCUUCUCUUUCAAGGUCGCCCCUGGCUUCCUCAUUCCUCUCCUUCGCCAUGACUGCCCUCCCAUCCUUCGUUGAGCUCAUGGCCACUCUCGGCCUUGACAACAACACAGUGUCCACUGACAAGCGUCCGCAACCUACCUCGUUUCCUCACCAUUCCCGCUCUUCUUCAUAUUCCUCCACAAGUUCUGCCGGUUCUCGUUCUUCAAGCAAUGUAACACCAUCUCAUUCCAAUAUUUAUACCGAGCCUCCUCCGGCCAUUUACAUAUCUCGCCACCGCAACUCAUCCAAUGCUUCUGAUCGAGAUGGAGAGUUAGAGGCAAGGCGCCAGAGGACGAGAUAUUCUCCUUAUUCUCCUCCAAUUUCACAUGCGAGACGCGGUAGUAUGCCAGUAGUCCCAUGUGAUGAGGAACCUCAUGAACAACCGUCUCGAGCAUAUUCCACCUCGCCUUCGCCUCUCCUGAAACCACGAAGUGUAGGACGUCGAUCGUCCGCCCUCGGCCUAACCUCGUCUUCGAAGCGUCCAGAAAAGUUGGUGCUUGCCGAUCCAGAACUUAUGGGCAACACCCCAAUUUCGACCUUUGUGCGAAGGCGAACACCUCAGGCAUCACCCAUCUCGCCGACAUUCCCGCAUCGUUCUCGACGAGCCGCAAGUACUUCAGUACCUGUGUCGCUCCCCAAACUGCCCACCUUCAUCUUCCCGGCACCUCAGUAUACACCCAGUUCACAGUCUUCCGAUACCGAAGACGACGACAUGGGUCUCAAUACGGAUGAUCCAGUCCAUUUGGGACCAUCCCGCGAGGUAUAUGCUGUAGGUGCUUUGCGCUCUUUGCGCCACAGCGAUUCCAAUAUCCCCAUACGCCGCUCUCCUGCCCUCGAAGCUCAUGUGGGACAACCGAUUACCCCCGUUGCUUGAUUUAUUGUUAUUAUCCUGCAUCUGUACCUUUUACUUCAACAAUUGACUGUAUUUGUUCUCGGACUUUUCUUGUAUGCACAUUAUCCCCGUGCUUCUGCUGUAGUAAACAGACACCACACCCGUUCCCUCUCUCCUUUUGGGGCUUUCUGACUGGACACUCGUUCUUCAGUUAUCAACUCUGUUUGCUUCGACUCUUUUGUGCCCUUUCAACACACGCUCCCUCCCCGGGCGGUUUAUCCCGCCAUUGUCCAUUUCAGCACCCAUCACAGAUGUCAUUCUCUGCAUCAUAUUGUUAGAGUCACACAGUCCUUUACGUAGCAACAAACACACUUGUGUCUAUUGACGGCAUCCUGCUAUAAAUUUGAUACAUUGUCGUGCCUAGCAUAUCAA
Messenger RNA from Somion occarium, 1317 nucleotides. The record is from the annotation of a GenBank genome assembly. NCBI's taxonomy places the organism in Eukaryota, Fungi, Basidiomycota, Agaricomycetes, Polyporales, Cerrenaceae.